Harpegnathos saltator (Jerdon's jumping ant) is the source of this 1896-nucleotide messenger RNA. RefSeq names its product nuclear inhibitor of protein phosphatase 1 (gene NiPp1). Gene Ontology annotation, molecular function: protein binding. The transcript is spliced from 6 exons. Lineage: Eukaryota; Metazoa; Arthropoda; Insecta; Hymenoptera; Formicidae. Bases 174 to 1205 code for a protein of 343 amino acids. The record is from RefSeq and is a predicted model, not a curated record.
UUCUCUCUGCUCUUAGUGUUGCUUGUUAGUAUUUUGGCGUGUACUUUAUUGUAACGUUUUAACGGUUCAGAAUAUGUUUUCAUUCGUAUGAUCGAAUGUGUGUAUACAUGGAUUGUUGUGUCAUUGUUGAAAAAUAAAUUGAAUAAAAAUAUUACCUGCAGAAGUGAACAACAAUGGCUAACCACUACGAGGUCCCGAAUUGGGCUGGGAAGCCACCAGUUGGGUUACAUCUGGAUGUACUCAAGAGUGAUAAACUAAUACAGAAACUCAUGGUGGAUGAAAAAAAGUGUUAUCUAUUUGGUCGUAAUCAACAGCUGAAUGACUUUUGUAUUGAUCAUGCAUCCUGCUCUCGUGUUCAUGCAGCUCUUGUUUACCACAAACAUCUCAAUCGAGCGUUUCUGGUUGACCUAGGCAGCACACAUGGAACCUUUAUUGGUAAUUUACGCUUGGAAGCCCACAAGCCAACACAGUUACCAAUUGACAGUACAUUUCAUUUUGGUGCAUCCACUCGAUAUUACAUAAUAAGAGAAAGACCUCAAACCGGAGCUAGGCCUAUUAUUGAAGAACUGGAGAAGCUAUCUGAAGACAUUGAUGCUGGUGGCUUAUUGGGUCUACCAGAAACAGAAACUGAGUUGGAUAAUCUAACCGAAUUUAACACGGCUCACAAUCGACGGAUUUCUAUGCUUGGUAUAACAGACGACGAGAUGCACAAACCGACACGAAAGCGUAAGAAAAAGGGUAUUACCUUCAACGACGACGAAGAAGUCAUUAAUCCUGAAGACGUUGAUCCAUCAGUUGGAAGGUUUCGUAACCUCGUACAAACGACAGUUGUUCCUAGCAAAAGAAUGCGUAUGGAAGGCGGCCUUAUAUCAUUAUCAGAAGAUCACAAUCCUUUGAAACAUAUGCAGCCGACAUCUACUACUCCUCAGCUCUAUCACGACCUGCCUCCGGAGCAGUUUACGCCGUCUUCUAUGUCAACUAAUCCCUUCUCCACAGCUCUUACUUCAUUGACGUCACGAUUAGGCAUUGCAUUGCCCAAUCCAGCACCCGAAGUGGAGAUGACUCCGAAUCAGAUACAGACAGAGGUACCGCACGUGCAGGAAAUACCAGGUACAACGGAGCCACGAGUGAUGGAGCCGAAGAAGAAGAAGUACGCCAAAGAGGCAUGGCCUGGAAAAAAGCCAAUACCGUCGCUUUUAGUUUAAUAGACCGAGGGAAGAAUUUAUCGUUCAUAUAUUCAUGUAUAUGUAUAAUUUUAUCAUGGAAAUUCUUUAAUUUCUAUAUUCCGCAAACUGAUUAUGUUACAGAAUCGUAUAGAAUUAUAUUCGUAUUAUUACACUUCCAGCCAAAUUAUCAUUGAGCCUGUUUUAAUUAAGAAAUGAGUCAUGUAGGAUUAUUAAGAUAUAAAGACUUAUUUUAUGCUAUUUAGAAAUUAUUUAAAUAAUAUGCUACUUAUUUUAUUUCGUCUCGAAGACUACUAUGUAGUGUUGAAGUAAUGUUAAGUGAAUACGCGAGAAGAUGGCAUUGUGUUACAUUCGAAGGUGUAAAAAAUUUGAUUGUAAUAUUAUUUGAAUAUUCUAUUAACAUACUGGAUGCAUCGAUACGGCAUUGGGAUGAACAAUCGGUACUCGGUGAACAAACUGAAAUGAUCAGUAUACGAGAAACACAUCUUUUGAUUAUUAGAAGAUAUUAAACUUCGUAUGAGAGAUCAUACUAUAUAUUUACUUUAUUCCCUCAAUGCAGCAGCAAUUUUAUUAUUGCUAUCGAUUAUUAAAAUUUUAUUAUGCCUAGAGUUUUAGGUUUAAGAUCUUCGUAUAAUGCUUCUGUAAAUGAACAGCUGCUCGUGGUAGCUUUGUUAUCAUUGCGAGUAAUAUAUAAAGUUUUCUUUCUUAAACA